CCUUCAGGGUUGCUUUUAGGGCAGUUAUGAGGAGGUAGGGAUAGCAGCGCUGGGGGGGCGCCGGCGGGUUGGGAGGAAGCGUUCAGCGACUCGAGUCUUGCACAGCUUUAAACUAAAGUCUAGGAGUGAAAAACGAAUGGCUUCACUGGAGUCAGCGACGUUGCGAAGUGUCUGUGAGGGACCUCUGAAGUGAACUUAGCGCUGUCAAGGAUGGGUGGAGGGCGGCAGUUUCCCCGGCGGCUGACAGAAAGAAAAGAGGAUUUGAAAGGAGCUGAGACUUGCUGCUUCAAAAGACGUUGCAGAUGGAAGAAAAGACGUAUAUUGUGGUUCUGUUGCUCGGCACUGCCUUACAGAAACGGUGGUUACCUCAGGUGGUGUUGGGUCAUUUUCAGAUCAUCCAUUCUCAGGAUCAGGUAAUGGUGUGGCUCCAUGGAGGCAAUUUUAUAUUUGGCGGUGCUUCUAGGUAUGAUGGUUCUGCACUAUCAGCCUACAAGAAUAUUGUGGUAGUAAUAAUUCAGUACAGACUUGGACUCCUUGGAUUCCUCAAUACUGGUGAUGAACACGCUCGUGGGAACUGGGCAUUUUUGGAUCAAGUAGCAGCUUUUUGGUGGAUCCAAGAAAAUAUUGAACACUUUGGUGGAGAUCCAGGAUCUGUCACACUCUUUGGUGUAUCUGCAGGAUCUUGCUCUGUUUUUGCACAUGUUUUAUCUCCUUUGUCUAAGGGUCUCUUUCAUAAAGCAAUAUCAGAGAGUGGAAUUCUAAUCCCCCCGAUAAAGAUUUACUUCUUUCAGCAUAUCUUAAGAGUCUGGAGCUCCUGCCUACUUCUUUGAAUAUCAGCAUCGGCCCACUUCAUACUGGGAUAGUAAACUGGAGUAUGUGAAAGCUGAUCAUGGAGAUGAAGU
Molecule: messenger RNA, 902 nt
Organism: Aptenodytes forsteri (emperor penguin)
Lineage: Eukaryota; Metazoa; Chordata; Aves; Sphenisciformes; Spheniscidae
Product: carboxylesterase 5A-like
Exons: 7
Coding region: 303-830 (175 amino acids)
Source: RefSeq, a predicted model, not a curated record